AUGGGGCUACUGCAGCAGGGUGGAUCACAGGGCUACAGCAGCAGGGUGGAUCACAGGGCUACUGCAACAGGGUGGAUCACAGGGCUACUGCAACAGGGUGGAUCACAGGGCUACUACAACAGGGUGGAUCACAGGGCUACAGCAACAGGGUGGGAUCACAGGGCUACUGCAACAGGGUGGAUCACAGGGCUACGGCAACAGGGUGGAUCAUGGGGCUACUGCAGCAGGAUGGAUCACAGGGCUACAGCAACAGGGUGGAUCACAGGGCUACAGCAACAGGGUGGAUCACAGGGCUACGGCAACAGGGUGGAUCAUGGGGCUACUGCAGCAGGGUGGAUCACAGGGCUAUGGCAACAGGGUGGGAUCACAGGGCUACUGCAACAGGGUGGAUCACAGGGCUACGGCAACAGGGUGGAUCAUGGGGCUACUGCAGCAGGAUGGAUCACGGGGCUACAGCAACAGGGUGGAUCACAGGGCUACAGCAACAGGGUGGAUCACAGGGCUACGGCAACAGGGUGGAUCAUGGGGCUACUGCAGCAGGGUGGAUCACAGGGCUAUGGCAACAGGGUGGAUCACAGGGCUACAGCAACAGGGUGGAUCACGGAGCUACGGCAACAGGGUGGAUCACAGGGCUACGGCAACAGGGUGGAUCACGGGGCUACGGCAAGAGGGUGGAUCAUCGGGCUACAGCAGCAGGGUGGAUCACAGGGCUACAGCAACAGGGUGGAUCAUGGGGCUACUGCAGCAGGGUGGAUCACAGGGCUACUGCAACAGGGUGGGUCACAUGCAUGGCUACUGCAACAGGGUGGAUCACAGGUCUACAGCAACAUAGUGGAUCACAUGUACUGCGUUACAGGGGCACACCAUGACAGGGGUAUUCCAUCACGGGUACUGCAUUACAGGGGUUUACCAUGA
This is a messenger RNA of Haliotis rufescens (red abalone), 915 nucleotides long. Its product is annotated as glycine-rich cell wall structural protein 1.8-like. Lineage: Eukaryota; Metazoa; Mollusca; Gastropoda; Lepetellida; Haliotidae. The coding region runs from base 1 to 915 and encodes 304 amino acids. The record is from RefSeq and is a predicted model, not a curated record. The transcript has a single exon.